UUUGUCGGGUUCUCCUCUCGACUCCUUUCUCCCAUCUUCGACCUCUCUCUAUCGUUCUCUCUACCAUGGAAGUCGUUCUCUCUGCCAUGGAAGAAAAAGCCAGAUCUCCUACCUCACCAUCAACGUGCCAAGGACAUCAACAAGCAGAACACACAGAUGCCUUUGUCAAUUCAGCUUUCUAAUCACUUCUGCUCUCUAUCAGACUUCAACUUACAAAAGGACCCUUCAUUUGGUCACGGACCUUGUUCUCCACAUCACCGAUUCUCUCACACUGAAGAAGCAAAAAUGGCCGGAGAUCGAAACGGUUUGAUGCCGGAGAAAGCCGAAGGAUAUUCAGAGAGAAGGGAUGAAGAAGAAGAAAAAGAAAACGAAAGAAAAUCCAGGAAAUCGCGAGAAAACUCCGGUUCCGAUUCCGAAGAAGAUAGAAGAAAGCAAGGCAAAUCGAGAAGGAAAACGAGGGAAAGUUCCGACUCGGACGGCGAGAGAAGAAAGGGGAAAUCUCGGAGACGGUACAGCAGCAAAGAGGAUUCGAGCUCGGGCUCAGAGUCCGAGUACUCGGAUUCCGAGUCGGAAAGUUCGGAGUCGGAGGAGAGCGAGAGCGAGGGGGGGAGAAGGAAGAGGAAGGAGAAGAAGAGGAGGAGAGAGAAGGAGGAGGAGAGAGAGAGGAAAAAGAGGAAGAGAGAGAAGGAGCGGAAGAGGAGGAGACGAGAGAGGGAAGAAGAGAGGAAGAAGAAGGAAAAGAGGAUGAAGAAGAAGGAAAAGAGGAGGAAGAAGGAUAGAGGCAAGACAGGAGCCGUCACGAAUUCGUGGGGAAAGUACGGGAUUAUCAAAGAAACUGAUAUGUGGAAUAAACGGCCAGAGUUCACGGCAUGGUUGGCAGAGGUAAAACAGGUUAACCUGGAAAGCCUGCCUAAUUGGGAAGAAAAGCAGAUGUUUAAAGAAUUCAUGGAAGACCACAACACAGCGACUUUUCCUUCCAAAAAGUAUUAUAAUCUUGAUGCUUAUUUCAAGCACAAAAUGGAAAAAGACAUGAAGAGAGGUUAUAAGAAGAUCCAGGUAUCAGAACGCACUGUGUUCAAUGAUGAAGAACAACGUCGCCAAGAACUGCUGAGAGAACGUGAAAAGCAAAAGGAAGCAGAGGUGGACGCUUUGAAGCGCUCAAUGCAGAGUGGAAUGGCACAAGCAAUGAAGGAGCAAGCUCAACUGAGGGAGGAGAUGGUUUAUCAGUACAAGGUUGGAAAUUUAGAGGCCGCAGCUGCUAUUCAGCGAAGACUGGAUCCUGAUGUUGCCAUGUGAAGAUGGUUAGCUGUAUAACUCAUGAUACAAGUAAAAUCACAUGUGAUGUUAUUAAUGUUGUUUGCGGUGCCUAUGGAUUUCCUACUGAUACAACUUCUAGAAUGCCUUUUGGCUUUUUGGCCACUGCAUGAUCUUUAGUUCUAGGACAUAACAUAUUUGGUUGUAUUUUUCCUCUCUAAUCAUUUUUGCAGAUAUAUUAGGAUCGAAUUACCUUAUCGCAAUGCAUUAUCAGAUUCAGCCCUUUUGUUUUGUGCACAUUUCUGGGUUACCUUCUGAUAUACAAGUAUUGAAACUCCAUCGCAGAAGGGCCCUGGUAUUUCAGCCGUCUUUUCACCUUAUGAGUGGAAUGAUGUGAGCUUGUAAUAUCUGAAUUUGCGCUAAUUAUGUUCAUUAGAGAUGUAUAAUUUUAUUAGGAUAACAUUUUUAUGCCUGACACUGACUUAUAGCUCGUCCUCGUCCUUGUUUAUGCCAUCCUUUUCUGAACUCC
Morus notabilis is the source of this 1783-nucleotide messenger RNA. RefSeq names its product vicilin-like seed storage protein At2g18540. Bases 157 to 1296 code for a protein of 379 amino acids. NCBI's taxonomy places the organism in Eukaryota, Viridiplantae, Streptophyta, Magnoliopsida, Rosales, Moraceae. The transcript has 10 exons. The record is from RefSeq and is a predicted model, not a curated record.